Molecule: messenger RNA, 1272 nt
Organism: Eremothecium gossypii ATCC 10895
Lineage: Eukaryota; Fungi; Ascomycota; Saccharomycetes; Saccharomycetales; Saccharomycetaceae
Gene: HAT2
Product: Hat2p
Exons: 1
Coding region: 1-1272 (423 amino acids)
Biological process (GO): regulation of gene expression
Cellular component (GO): cytoplasm; Rpd3L-Expanded complex; nucleus
Molecular function (GO): histone binding
Source: RefSeq, marked provisional
AUGACGACGAAGCUUAAAGGUUUAAAGGAACUUGGGAAUACUUCGGAUCCAUUGCGGACAGUCAGCUAUCAAGUACGAACCAAGAUGUCUGAUUAUGAGGAUGACAACACGGAUGUGCAGAGUCUAACAGUGGAGGAAGAAUACGAGCUCUGGAAUUCCAAUGUGCCAGUUAUGUAUGAGUUCGUCAGCGAAACAAAAUUAACCUGGCCCUCCCUGACUAUCCAGUGGCUGCCUUCCGAUGGUCAGAGCCCGGAACAGAGUCUUAUUUUUGGUACACAUACUGCAGGCGAAGAGGUGAAUUAUUUAAAGGUUGCUACAAUAAAUCUUCCUGCAGGAAUUGCUGGCCUGGACCAAGGAGAUGAAGAGGACGAAGCCAAUGACCACUCCUCAUUUGCAAUUGCCAACAAAUUUCCCCACAUCGAGGAAGUGAUCAGGGCGCGGUACAUGCCCGCGAAUAGCAACAUCAUUGCUACGAUAAAUGGUAAGGGAACCAUAUCUAUAUUCGACCGUACUCUAGAGGAGUCGAAGGCCCAGGUUUCCACAUUGGCGUUCCACAAGGAAAAUGGAUACGGGUUGGCGUUUAACCCGCACAUCUCUGGAGAACUUUUAUCUGGGUCUGACGACACUACGGUCGCAUUGUGGGAUAUUGAGGCAGCGAAGAAACCCAAAAGCAUAUUGACGUCCCAUGACGACAUAGUGAACGAUGUUAAGUGGCACGAGUUCGAGAGCAAUGUCUUUGGGACAGUGUCCGAGGACAAGACCUUACAGGUGCAUGACAAACGGGUCAGGCUGGAGCCCGUGAAGAAGUUGCCUACUGCGUCACCGUUCAACACGUUGUCCUUCAGCAAGCACUCAAGGAACCUCUUGGCAGCUGCUGGUGUGGAUUCCCAAAUAUACUUGUAUGACAUGAGGGAUAUGUCCUCCCCUCUACACGUCAUGAGCGGCCACCAGGAUUCGGUGACCACGGUUGAAUUCUCCCCACACACUGAUGGUAUCAUAUGCAGCAGCGGCUCCGAUCGGAGGGCCAUCAUUUGGGAUUUGACCCAGAUUGGCGCCGAACAAUCCCAAGAUGAUGCUGACGACGGCGCCCCGGAGUUAAUGAUGAUGCACGCUGGCCAUAGGAGCCCUGUGAACGAAUUCAGUUUCAACCCCCAGAUUCCAUGGCUGUUGGCUAGUACAGAAGAAGACAACGUGAUACAAGCUUGGAAAGUGUCCAUGAAAUUGGUCAAUGCCUCACCUCCAGCAAUAUCUGACCCCAGCCUCCUCGUAUAG